CCCUAAGCAAGAAAGCAAGAUGAAGGGUUACAUCUGCGCAAUUUUGUUGAUCUGCGGCGGGAUGGUUUACUCUGAGAAAGUACGAGAUGGCUGCCUUUUUGGAAGCGAUGUGUUCAGUGUGGGUAUACACACUAUACACACGACUACCCCGUGCAGCUUGUUGGCUUGUAAACCAAACGGUCAAAUAAUUACGGCCUCAUGCCCGUUAGUGGCUUGUAAUGAUGAGAAAGAAGUUAUUGGUAUAAUAGCUGCAAGAUCAGACAAACCUUAUCCAGAUUGCUGUAUAAAACCGAUUUGUAAGGGUACAUAUUACCCUGAAGUCGAUGACAAACCAUACCAUUUUCCAGAGAUAGGAUUCGAGUAACGCGCCAUUCUCUACCUCUACUUAUUAGCUAAUAAUAAAGCGGAAAUAAAUAAAAACUUUCGAAUCAUAUUUUUCGGACAGAUGAGAGAGAGAGAGAGAGAGAGAGAGAGAGAGAGAGAGUAAAAGAGAGAAAUAUUGUCAGAAAUAAAUUUUUCUUGUCAUAAUUCGUCAGAAUAUUCUACCAUUCCAUUCUCCACUUCCCUAUCGUUUAUCAAGACUAUGGAUAA
Molecule: messenger RNA, 591 nt
Organism: Temnothorax curvispinosus
Lineage: Eukaryota; Metazoa; Arthropoda; Insecta; Hymenoptera; Formicidae
Exons: 3
Coding region: 20-364 (114 amino acids)
Source: RefSeq, a predicted model, not a curated record